Molecule: messenger RNA, 1254 nt
Organism: Panicum hallii
Lineage: Eukaryota; Viridiplantae; Streptophyta; Magnoliopsida; Poales; Poaceae
Product: BTB/POZ and MATH domain-containing protein 1-like
Exons: 2
Coding region: 1-1254 (417 amino acids)
Biological process (GO): protein ubiquitination
Molecular function (GO): protein binding
Source: RefSeq, a predicted model, not a curated record
AUGGCCAAGACGAGUUCCAAUAGCGACGCCUUUAGGAAGAGAAGGACACCGAUAGAGCCACUGCCGCUCGUGCAAGAUAUGAAUUGGGUUUUCACCGUGGAAGACAUGCUGGGAAAUGGCGCCCUCAAUAGGGAAACGACGUCCAUGGGCGUCACCGUCAUCGAGGCUUUCGCCCAAGUCUACCUCGAUUAUUCAGUGAUCAGCAUCAAUCGCCGGCGCAAGGCAGCGCCGGCCGAGGCGCAGGCGCAGACCACCAUGAUGGAUUCCACCUCGGCUGUCGUCGAGUUCAAAGUAAACUACGAGCAGACCAAGCACCUCGACGCCGGCGAGGCCGUCCACUCCGACGCCUUCCCCGCCGGCGGGCACAUGUGGCGGAUAAACUACUACCCGCGUGGGAAUCGUGGGAUAGAAGAGGCUAACGACGGCAGCCAUCUCUCCAUCUUUGUCGAGCUCCUGAGCAAAUCCAGAAGCGCCGUCAGGGCAACCUUUGAGGCCUUAUUGAUGGACAAGGGCGGCGAGCCGUCGCUGAACCUUGCGAGGAGGAUCGGGGUUCAUGUGUUCCACACGGGGAAUAGAAAGCUCGGGUGGCCUCAGUUCCUGAGGCAAACCGACCUGGCCAAAGUUUACCUGGAGGAGGGGCACAUCACAUUCGUGUGCGCCGUCAUGGUGUUACGUCGAAAUCCUAUUCCGACGCCGUGCUCCGACAUCGUAAAGCAUCUAGGCAACCUGCUGGAUCGCGGAGACGGGUCGGAUGUGUCGUUCGUCGUCGACGGCGAGACGUUCCAUGCUCACCGGGCGGUGCUCGCUGCCCGUUCGCCGGUUUUCAGUGCGGAGCUCCUCGGUCCCAUGGCCGAGGCUGCAAUGCCGUCGAUCACCCUGCACGACAUCACCCCUGCGGCAUUCAGAUCCAUGCUUCGGUUCAUGUACACGGAUGUCUUUCCUGGGGACGACGAGCUCGGUGAGUCUCCCUCUGAGAUGGUGCAGCAUCUGCUGGCCGCAGCUGACCGGUACGCAUUGGACCGGUUGAAGCUCAUGUGUGCGCAGAAGCUGUGGGAAAAUGUGUCCGUUGAUACCGUUGUCGAUGCUUUAGCUUGUGCUGACAUGUACAGCUGCCUAGAGUUGAAGAGCAGGUGCAUUGGUUUUGUUGUGGAGGAGAAAAAUUUCAAGAAGGUCGUCUUGACCGAGGGUUUUCUGAACUUAUGGCAGAAGUUCCCAUCUACUAUAGCUGAAGUGCGAGAGCGGGUUGGGACAUGA